AAUGGUGCGGCGUCCGUGUGUUUAUUAAAUCAUCUGGCGUCUGCAAGAGUGCUUCAGGGAUGGAGGUGAACAGGGAUGAAGCUGAACGCUGUAUUGAUAUCGCUGUCGAGGCUCUGGAGGACUCGCAGCACGAGAAAGCGCGCCGGUUCCUAGAGAAAGCGCAGCGGCUCUUCCCGACGCACAGAGCCCGGGAUCUGCUGGAGUCUCUGGAGAGGAACGGAAACCCCUCGUGGUCUCAGAGCAGCGCCGGCGGAGCCACCGAAGGUACAGAAACACACCAGCGCAGGUCCGGAGUCAGCAGUAACGGAGAGAAACCUGCAGAAUCCAGCAAACCAUACACACCCGAGCAAGCCGACGCCGUCAGAAGAAUAAAGCAGUGUAAGAACUACUAUGAGAUCCUUGGGGUACAGAAAGACGCAUCAGAAGACGACUUGAAGAAAGCCUACAGAAAACUGGCACUAAAGUUUCACCCUGAUAAGAAUCACGCGCCGGGGGCCACAGAAGCAUUUAAAGGUACUGCAAGCCACUUCUUCACAUGAGUUUCUCUUCCUGUUAAGUCUAAAAAGAAAUAGAUAUUUAUUUUAUACUACAGUGCUGAUGAGUGCUGGAUUCUGAUUGGCUGAUGAGGAUUCUAAGAUAUUCAGAUAAAGCACAGCUAAAGUAGUUCUGGCAGGUUUCAGGAAUCAUUUUCUGGAGGCUCACUUUAAACAAUUCAUUUAAAUCAGUGAAUUUUAGGUGCGUUCUACUUGAACCAUGGCUUCAGCCAGUGAUCAACAAGAUUAGCUGAGCGCAGGCAGGGGUGGAGUUGAAAACAGAGCUGUCAUGCCGGACACUUCAGGCCUCAAAGUUGCGGCAGUCAUGAUGACCAAUCACAUGGCUAGGGUUGUAACGGUAUGAAUUUUUCACGGUAUGAUAAUCGUCUAAAACAAUACCACGGUUUGACGGUUUCGCGGUAUACGGUAUGUUACAAAUGUUACAAAAUAAUAGAACAGUGAAGCAAAUUUGACUUUUUCCAAAUAAUAUAUUUUUAGUUACUAUAAACAACACCACUUACAAUGAACAAAUAAAAAAUAA
Molecule: messenger RNA, 1074 nt
Organism: Danio rerio (zebrafish)
Lineage: Eukaryota; Metazoa; Chordata; Actinopteri; Cypriniformes; Danionidae
Source: RefSeq